AUGCAGCAUCCAAGGAUGUUCAAUCAGGCAUCCACGAAUACAAGGAAACCCAAUGGGUUGGAUUCAAGUAUAAAGGCUCCUAACGUUUCUAACCAGAGACAAAUGUCAGCCAAUCAUGCAAGUUUGACUAUAGGUGGAUCCAGAAACACGAUUAAUCAACGACGAUCAAUGCUGGCUAAAAAUAUUGGCAGUACUUUAAUUGUCAGCCGAAGAAAUAACCAUUAUUUGGACGUGAAAGAGGAAGAAGAUUCUAAAGAAAAUCUCACUAAAACCAUAAGCAACGGUCAGAACGAAGAGGAUACUGAAGUUUCCGUUAAGGUAUCUGUUUGGUUCCACGAAUUACGUGAUUUUAUCGAAGAUAUAAUAAUAGAUGAGAAUGUCAUACCAACGGGGAUCCAAGUGGGUCAAGUUUUUGAACUUCGAUCUUUGGAUGAUGGACCAACCAAGAAACUUGUAUUUACUGUUCAAAAGAGAAAUCUACGGUCAGCAGCAGCAGCAACAACAACAACAACAACAGCAGCAGCAGCAGCAGCAAAUGAUGCCGAUUACACCGAGGCACUGAAGCCAAAGUUACAAAUCUCCUUAAUGUCUAAUCCAUUUCAGAAACUUCUUGACUUAGCACCACGUAGACAAGUUCAAUUGAAAAGACUAGUCAAGUUAGAGCCAGUUACAGUUGAUUCCGUUGAGAUAUUCAUCAAAGAUGUGAACUUAUCUCGAGAUGCAAUGUGGAACUUCUCAGCCUCCAUGAUAGGGAACUGUGUGUACAUUGAUCAAAGAUUAUUAUAUUUAGGUAGCAGGGUUGGAAUUACCAAGCACAUUUACAAAAACGGGAAAAACGUCAUCUCAGGAUAUGUCGAUAAAAAUACAAAGAUCAUAUAUAGAUCAGAAAGUGCCAAGAUCACUUUGUUUGUCCAGUUAUCAAGAGAAAUGUGGCAUUUUGAAGAAGAUGGAGAAAUUAUGUUUCACAAAUUGAUCAAUAAUUUAUUCCCCAAGAUUUUCCGCCGUUGGAGAGAAACAAACACCCAUCACUCAAUCACCAUUGUAUUGUUUACAAGUAUUGAUCUUACCGAUAUCCCAUGGACUAAUUUAGGACCAGGACAAAGACCUCCUCAGCGUCGAGACUUUUUCCGAGUGGUUGUAGAUCAAGUAAAUAGCAUGCAUUGGGAUCGAAUAAUGGAAGACUUGCGGUUAGAAUUUGCUAAUUUCAAAAGAGAUACAAUGCUAAACCUAGAUGAUGACGGGAAGUUUAUAAUUGAAAAUGGAACUUUACCUGCAAUAAAGGGCAAUUUGCUUGAAGCAGUCAAUUUAGGUUUGACAUCAUUAAACAACAGGUUCCAAAACACAGACCUUAAACAUUCUAUUACCCACAUUAUGCUUAUAACCCCUGGUACAGGAUUAUUUGAUGUUGAAUAUGACCUACUAUUGGAAACAAGCAAGAAAAUGUCCAGCGUUGAUUCAAGUUUGGAUAUAAUAUGUUUGAGUCAACCGCCCUUGCAUGUGACUCCAUUAUUUAGAUACAUUAAAGAAGGGAAAGUCUGUCAUUGUGUUCCUUUAUGGUGUGAUAUAUCUUUUUUCAUUGACAAGGUACAACAAGAGAGCCAAUGGAUUCCUAGAUGUAAGAUUUAUGAAUUGCAAAUGAUGGGUGUAAUGGAAAAUGAAGCCAGCGAUGCCCGAAUUCCUAGAUUGCAUUUGAACAGUCAUGGAAAAACAUUGGUAGAUAUCAUGGAAGAGUACGAUAAUGCUGUUUUCAAACCGAUAAAACGCAUACCAAAGCCGACUCAGAUAGACUUCAAACAGGUAAAACCAAAAUUUCAAGCUCCCGUAUUGAAAAAUGCCACAGCAACACUCUCUUUGAUGUUUGAAAAUAAGCCAUUGUUGCAACCUAGCAAUUCUUCUACAACUUCAUUAGCCACAGGAACCGUUGCUAAUCCAUCAAAAGAUGUUUCAGCACUUUCUUCUUUGUACUAUAUUAAUAAGAAUAGUGAAGACAUUAAAUCUCCGGCACCGUCAAUAAGAAGUGUAAUUCCAAUAUCUACUAUAGGAACCAUAGACAGUUAUCGAAAAUCUGCUGGAUCACCUAGAUUGAUUAGAGGGGAAACGAUGUUUAAAAGGAAAGAUGAAAUAGAGAAUUCCGAACAACCUUCAUCUUUGAAUGAGACAAAAGCAGUAUCGACCAGAAAGAAAUCAUCGAUUUUAACAGAACCAGAACAAGAAAUUUCAACAGGAUCACUUUGGAUCGAGAUUUUGAAUCCAUCACAAGAAACUACGACCAAUGUGCUCCAAAGAUCUCAGAGCAGUAGGUGGAGUAACAUAUUUCCUAACAAGAUCCAAAGAAAAUUGAUUAAAUGGAGAUCAUUUCAGGCACCUGCAUCACUUCCGACAAUAACAGGCGUGUUUCCCUCGACGAAUCAACUUCAAACAGAUUAUACGUUUCAAAUCUAUACCGUGUUUCUCAAUUCUGACAAUUACUGGGAGUUGAAAUCAACACAUUCCUUAAUGAGAGAAAUGAUUCAAUUGAGAUUAAUGUUAGGAUUCCAGGUUUGUUAUGGUGAAAGAGUCGAUAAAGCUGAAGCUGAAAGAAAACCUUCUGGAAAUGUUGAUGCAAUAAUUAAGUAUUUUCCUGAUGAACACAACUAUCUUGGUUCAAGAAUAUAUUUGGGGUUUGAUGAUGAGAUACAUCGUAUCUUUUGUGACUAUAAUGGAAAUAUAAACGUUCAACUAUACAGAAAGAUAACUGACAUUGAUGAGAAAAAGAUAACCUUAGGACAGACAAAACUCAAACCUUAUUUCCCCCUUAUAAGGACAAGGUAUACAGAUGAGUAUACACCUGCUAGAAUAGAUGCAAUUGCCAACAAUCCUCAAAAAUUCAACUGGAACCAGUUUGAUCAAUUAUUAGCUGGGUUUGACGAUGCUAUGCCAGAAGAGAAAAAGCAAUUCCACAAGAUGAAAUUCGUUGUGAUGCCUACCGAGAUCCCCAAAAAUGCAUAUUUUGUAAGCAAUGAAAAAUUAACCCCAGAGGAAAUUAGGGUAGAAGGUUUACGAAAAUUGAUUGGAGUUAUAGAAAGAGGCAAAUACCAACAUGAUUCUUCUCAAACGAAAAAGUCUCGUCGUGGAUCCGAUGUUAUUUUUUACACUGGCAAUUUAUAUGAUUUUUUGAACGAAGAAGCACAAAAUUAUGAUAUCACGGGUACUCAGCCAGCUUUGAUGAUUCCGGAAUCGUCAAGAUUUAAUAAAACGAUAAAAUUACCCGAAUUGGCACAAGAGCUUCAAGAUCGAAAUACCGGUUUAACGUUGGUUGACCGAACCUGGCAUUUCAAAAGGCACUUGCAUUGCUUUGUUGGAAGUGAAUUGGUGUCUUGGUUAGUAGAUUGUUUUGAGGAUAUUGAGACACGUGAAGAAGCCACAGCUUAUGGACAAAACUUAAUGAACAAAGGGUUGUUCCAACAUGUUGAGCUGCGACACGGUCUUUUGGAUGGUCAUUUUUUUUAUGAAUUUCUGGAUGAGUAUGUUGAUAAGACAGACCGAGAAAAGCCAUCUUGGUUUGGAUCUAAGAGAAUUGAUGGAGCCAGUACUCCACAAAGCAAUUCAUCUCCAAGGAUAGCGGGACAAAAUGAUUUGCAGAAAAUAAUUUCGGCCCUGAAUCUUAGAUCCGAGACGUCAUCAACAGCAGAUUCUACCGGUAAGAAACGUAAGAAGUUUAUAUUAAGUCGAUCAGUGAAAUUUGAUGUUGAUCCCUUAAAGAAAUCAUUCCGUCCGGAAUUUGUUACAGUUCAUUACGACAGAGUCCAUAACCCUGAACAUUGCUAUCAUAUAAGAUUACAGUGGUUGAACACAACCAAUAAAUUUAUUGAAGAUACUAUUACUGCUUGGACAAGGUUAUGCGAACGUCAUGGAUUGAAAUUAGUGGAGACUCCUUGGAAUGAGUUGUGUUCUCUUCCGAAACUUAGUCCAUUUCAUUCCUUUGUGGACAUAAAAUUGCUGGUCAACCCAUGGACAGACCUGGACCUUUGCGACGAUCGCAUAUUGUCAUCCAACAGAUAUUAUUAUCAUUCAUAUUUCCUAAAACAAAUGGGAUACUAUUUGGAUAACCGAUCCACAUCCUUUUUUCUGCGUGAAAACAUUGAUAUUGGCUAUAGUUGGGGGAAACCGUCUUUUAGGUAUGCACAGUUUAUUCACAAGACAGGCUUUUACAUUGUCGAGUUGAGAGACAAUGGAGAUUUCUUUUUGGCACCCAACAAUAUGCAUCUUACUCGUGUUAGAUCAUCCACCACAUUGGUUGGAGACUAUGAGAAUUACUCCAAAGGUGUUCUCGCUGAUUCUCAAACUGUAAUGCUUAACUUUAGAGCAGCUUGUCAAAACAAAGAGUUUUUGAAAGAAACUUUUACGUUAGCUAAAUCAAAUUGGAAGGACGAUUAUUUUUCACCGAUUAUAUAG
Molecule: messenger RNA, 4434 nt
Organism: Candida dubliniensis CD36
Lineage: Eukaryota; Fungi; Ascomycota; Pichiomycetes; Serinales; Debaryomycetaceae
Gene: IML1
Product: Iml1p
Exons: 1
Coding region: 1-4434 (1477 amino acids)
Biological process (GO): intracellular signal transduction; negative regulation of TORC1 signaling; positive regulation of autophagy
Cellular component (GO): GATOR1 complex
Molecular function (GO): GTPase activator activity
Source: RefSeq, a predicted model, not a curated record